CUCCGCACGAUGGCUCCCGCCGACGCAGUGUCCAUCCACGCCAACACAGCUCCACUGCGACUGCCAGUUGCAUUUCCGACGCGGCCGACCGCUUUCGGCAGCUACGGGCGCUAUCAAGAGCCUCUGAGCCAAUGGCAGAUUGCGGCGGACAUGUACAUCGACAGCGACAUCCGCAAGCGGGCACGACGCCGUCUGGUGGGCCGUGCAUGCGAAGCCCGGACUCCGCUCCCGCCAGUGGAACGGGUGGAGCGCCGCCCGGCCGAGCCCUGCCCCCGGAGACAAGAAGUGGACCUGGAGCUGGGCAUCCCUCGCCGACGCCUCGUGCUCCAGGGGCCCCUCUACUCCAGCUCCUACGCCCACUGGUACUCGAGGGUCUUCAGCCCGCCCAGCCCUUCCACCGGAGAGCCCUGACGCCGUCGCCAACUCCCUGUGUUUGAACCGCGCACAUUGCUCACCAGGAGGAUACGGACCUCACUCCUCAAGGUUACAUGUCUCGCCAAGACCUGAAGAAGAAUUUGUGUAGCCAGCGGGGAAAGAAAGCACGCCAUUGUCCAAAAAAACGGUUUUGAGGUUGUCUGAUGACACAUGCGUUAGAAGAUCUGGGUGAACAAAGUUAUGUCCUGUUGACUCCUGUAAUUGCAGUCACCAAGAUGGAGUUCCCCCAAAGUCGUGUCUGUAUCCACUGUGAAUUAUCUUUCGCCCCGUGAAAUAAAACGGCAUCUUCUAUCAGAUCUUGACCACCCCAAAAAGACGAAGAAAAAGAAAACAUAUUGCUCUCAAUUCAAUUUUUCAGCAGGUGACAGCGGUAAUUUCGAAAAUCGACACGUUCAAGAGCCAAGGACUAUGGAAAUUAACUUAAGGGCCAGUAUCAAGUGCGAGCCUCUUGGAAACAAACUUUGCCGACAUUAA
This is a messenger RNA of Ixodes scapularis (black-legged tick), 909 nucleotides long. RefSeq lists its product as uncharacterized. NCBI's taxonomy places the organism in Eukaryota, Metazoa, Arthropoda, Arachnida, Ixodida, Ixodidae. Bases 10 to 411 code for a protein of 133 amino acids. The transcript is spliced from 2 exons. The record is from RefSeq and is a predicted model, not a curated record.